Messenger RNA from Morone saxatilis (striped sea-bass), 1438 nucleotides. RefSeq lists its product as uncharacterized. The transcript is spliced from 5 exons. NCBI's taxonomy places the organism in Eukaryota, Metazoa, Chordata, Actinopteri, Moronidae. Gene Ontology annotation, molecular function: cytokine activity. Gene Ontology annotation, cellular component: extracellular region. Bases 1 to 693 code for a protein of 230 amino acids. The record is from RefSeq and is a predicted model, not a curated record. Gene Ontology annotation, biological process: macrophage differentiation; myeloid cell development; immune response.
AUGACGUUAGAGAGCCGCAGACACACGGCACUCUUUAGCCUCCGUACCCUCAACUCUUACAACUUCCUGCCUCCAGCUGUCGCCCUGCUGCACUACUUCCUGUUUGCAGUUCUGGUCCGAUCGGCGCCCGUCAGCUCGCCGUCCAACCCGCCACCGGCGUUCAGAGAGGCGGCCGAGCGAGCGAAGAUGCUGGUGGAGAAAAUCCUGAGAGACAUCCCCGCCGUGCACGCCGCCACCGUCAACACGCAGGGUUUGACCCUCGACCCCUCGACCCAGACAGCAAACCUGCAGGUGAUGAUGCAAUCACUGAGAAUCCCCGCGGCGCCCGUCCUCAAACCGCCAUCAGAGCGCUUCACACUGGAGAUGAGUGUGAGUCGUAUGUCUGCGGGCAGCCGGCUGUACCAGGGGCUUCUGGGAGUUUUGUCUGACAGACUGAGCGGACUGAGCGACCUGCGAGCCGACCUCAGAGACCUGCUGACGCACAUCAACAAGAUGAGGGAGGCGGCUCAGCUCGGCGGCGCCAGCGGUGGCGUGGAUCAGGACCACGGUCUGGACCUGACCUCUCGCGGUGACUACGACGUCCAGGUGGCGGUCCACCUGACGCUGACGCAGCUUCGCUCCUUCUGUCACGACCUCAUCCGCAGCCUGAGAGCCGUCGCCACCUACAGGCCCAGAGCUGCAGGUGCACUGUAAGCUCCACCCACACUACGCUGCGUUCAAGGACACUGCUGAGGAGGCUGAAGGUCGUGAACUCAGGGAGGAACUCCGGUGACCUUUCUGACAGGGAUCACGUUUGUCCCUCGCAUGUCGCCGUACGUCAGCUGCACAGAGUGAGACGUCUUCCCAGAGAGACAAUCUGUGCUGAGGAUUUAUUUAUUGUUUAUUUAUUGUUUAUUAUUGUUUAUUUAUUGUUUAUUUAUUGGGACGUGUUUGUUUGGGAUUCAGAGGGCGACAGAAAGGAGUUUUAUUGUGGAGGGGACUCCCUCAGACCACAAUCAGCAGGAAUGUGAGAAUCUGAGAGCUGCAGGUCUGAACCUGUUGGAGUCCUGAAACCUGCUGCUCUCAACAGCGGCUGCAGAACAAAACUGGAACUUAUUUUCACUCUGAAAGUUUCAGUAACACAAACUCAAAACAUUAUUGAUGAAGUAUUUUUUAUUGAUUAUAACAUAAUAACACAUAAAAGCUGCUUCACCAACAAUGUUUUACACUUUGAGUUUGUUUUACUUAAAGGAAGUUUUACAGUGUAUGCUAUUGAUCGUUUGAUCAGUCCGUCAAUCAAUUUAUCAAUCAACAGAAAGUCAGUUGGCAGCCAUGUUUAUAAUCGAUUGAGAGUUUGAGGAAUUUUUUUACUUUUUGACCAAAAAAUUCAAACUAAUGGUUUUAUAAUAAUCAAUAAUAAUCAAUGAUCAAAUGAACCAUCUGAUCAGAACUGAGUGUA